AUGAGACAAAAGGAGCAUACAUCAGACAAAAAGCAGUAUCAAACAGAAAAAAGGAGUAUAGAACAGACAAAAAGGGGUAUAUUACAGAGAAAAAGGAACAUAGACCAGACAAAAAGGAAUAAAGAUGAGACAAAAGGAGCAUACAUCAGACAAAAAGCAGUAUCAAACAGAAACAAGGAGUAUAGAACAGACAAAAUGGGGUAUAUACCAGACAAAAAGGAGUAUAGAAAAGACAAAAAGGGGCAUAAACCAGACAAAACGGGGUAUAGACAAGACGAAAAGGAGUAUAGACCAGACAAAAAGGAGCAUAGAACAGACAAAAAGGAGUAUAGACCAGACAAAAAGGAGUAUAUACCAAACAAAAAGGAGUACAUAACAGACAAAAAGGAAUAUAUCACAGACAAAAAGGAGUAUGGACCAGACAAAAAGCAGAAUAGACAAGACGAAAAGGAGUUUAGACCAGACAAAAAGGAGUAUGGACCAGAUAAAAAGGGGUAUAGAACAGACAAAACAGGAUCGUAG
This is a messenger RNA of Pecten maximus, 522 nucleotides long. Its product is annotated as protein pxr-1-like. The record is from RefSeq and is a predicted model, not a curated record. Bases 1 to 522 code for a protein of 173 amino acids. NCBI's taxonomy places the organism in Eukaryota, Metazoa, Mollusca, Bivalvia, Pectinida, Pectinidae. The transcript is spliced from 2 exons.